Phyllostomus hastatus (greater spear-nosed bat) is the source of this 3267-nucleotide messenger RNA. It is a transcript of the gene AEBP2, whose product is annotated as AE binding protein 2. The record is from RefSeq and is a predicted model, not a curated record. Gene Ontology annotation, cellular component: ESC/E(Z) complex. Bases 209 to 1750 code for a protein of 513 amino acids. Gene Ontology annotation, biological process: regulation of transcription by RNA polymerase II. The transcript has 9 exons. NCBI's taxonomy places the organism in Eukaryota, Metazoa, Chordata, Mammalia, Chiroptera, Phyllostomidae.
CUCCGCGCAGGCGCGCAGCUGUCUCCGCGUGUGUGCUGUCCCCGCGCGGGCUCCGUAGCGCGUGUGUAGGCUGACGCAGCUCGCGGGCCCUCCUCUUGCUCUGCAGCGGCGUCGGCCGAGUUUUGGGCGUUUGGGAGGGGGCUAGGGAGCCAGAGUCGAGAGAGGGAGGCGGCGGCGGCCGGGAGGAGGAGGAGGAGCAGGCGCCGCCAUGGCCGCCGCUAUCACCGACAUGGCCGACCUGGAGGAGCUCUCCCGCCUGAGCCCUCUGCCCCCUGGCAGCCCCGGCUCAGUGGCUCGGGGCCGGGCUGAGCCCCCCGAGGAGGAGGAGGAAGAGGAGGAAGAGGAAGAGGAGGCGGAGGCCGAGGCUGUGGCGGCGCUGCUGCUGAACGGCGGUGGGGGCGGUGGAGGCGGCGGCGGAGUGGGGGGCGGCGAGGCGGAGACGAUGUCGGAGCCGAGCCCCGAGAGCGCCAGCCAGGCCGGGGAGGAUGAGGACGAGGACGAGGAGGAGGACGAGGAGGACGAGAGCAGCAGCAGCGGCGGUGGCGAGGAGGAGAGUAGCGCUGAGAGCCUGGUGGGCAGCAGCGGCGGGAGCAGCAGCGACGAGACACGCUCGCUGAGCCCCGGCGCAGCCAGCAGUAGCAGCGGGGAUGGGGACGGCAAGGAGGGCCUGGAGGAACCCAAGGGACCGCGGGGCAGCCAGGGCGGCGGCGGGGGCGGCAGCAGUAGCAGCAGCGUCGUCUCCAGCGGCGGCGACGAGGGCUACGGGACCGGGGGAGGCGGAAGCAGCGCGACCUCCGGGGGCCGGCGAGGCAGCUUGGAGAUGUCGUCGGAUGGGGAACCCCUCAGCCGCAUGGACUCGGAGGACAGCAUAAGCAGUACUAUAAUGGAUGUAGACAGCACAAUUUCCAGUGGGCGUUCAACUCCAGCAAUGAUGAAUGGACAAGGAAGCACUACUUCUUCAAGCAAAAAUAUUGCCUAUAAUUGUUGUUGGGACCAGUGCCAGGCUUGCUUCAACUCUAGUCCAGAUCUGGCAGAUCACAUCCGUUCCAUACAUGUAGAUGGUCAGCGAGGAGGGGUAUUUGUUUGCUUAUGGAAAGGUUGUAAAGUAUACAACACACCGUCAACCAGUCAGAGUUGGUUACAGAGGCAUAUGCUGACACACAGUGGAGAUAAACCUUUCAAGUGUGUUGUUGGUGGCUGCAAUGCCAGCUUUGCUUCUCAGGGAGGGCUAGCUCGCCAUGUACCUACACACUUCAGUCAGCAGAACUCCUCAAAAGUUUCUAGCCAGCCAAAGGCCAAAGAAGAAUCCCCUUCUAAAGCUGGAAUGAACAAAAGGAGGAAAUUAAAGAACAAAAGACGACGCUCAUUACCACGACCGCAUGAUUUCUUCGAUGCACAAACACUGGAUGCGAUAAGACAUCGAGCCAUAUGCUUUAACCUCUCAGCCCAUAUAGAAAGUUUAGGGAAGGGACACAGUGUCGUUUUUCAUAGUACUGUAAUAGCUAAGAGAAAAGAGGAUUCUGGAAAGAUAAAACUUUUGCUUCAUUGGAUGCCUGAAGACAUUUUGCCUGACGUGUGGGUGAAUGAAAGUGAGCGACAUCAAUUAAAAACUAAAGUAGUUCAUUUAUCAAAGCUACCCAAAGAUACUGCCUUGCUUUUGGACCCAAACAUAUACAGAACAAUGCCGCAGAAGAGGUUGAAGAGAACUCUGAUAAGAAAAGUGUUCAAUUUGUAUUUAAGCAAACAGUGAACGACAUUUGCAAUCGACUAAAUAUUCGACUUUCGAAUUAGGGCUGAAAAUUUCUGUUAAAGAGUGUUGCCGUAUGUCUGGUGGCUCCCUUUUCAGGACUAGGGUUUUCUCGUGGAGUACAGUAUGUUAAUAUUUACCUAUAUAACUAAUCUGCUAACGGUUUUUGAAAAACCUUCAAAUAUUUGAAUAAUCCUCAUAUUUUCAUUUUAACCUACAUAAGCCUCUAAUUUUUUUUCGAGGAAAGCAUUUGGUUUAUUAGUUUUUUUUCUUAACGUAAGAAAAAGUAUUUUUUUUAAAGUGUCUUCAAACUGAAUCCUUUAUGCACCAAAGUUGGUUUUGAAAAGGAAAAUAAAAUCACUUUCUUGCUUGGUUAAGCAAGAAGCCAUAUGGAUUUUUUUUAACUUACAGAAAUGGAAAUAUGUGUAACUUGUUAGUAUUGUAUCAAACAAAUGUUCCAUAGAGAUAAUAGAACAUUGCUUGUAAAUAAUUCAGCAGAUUUGUAAUAUAUUUUUAUAUUAUGAGAUGUACUGUAGAUGUUUUUCUAGAGGCAUGAAAGUUAAAUGUAUAUAUUAUGGGUAGAAAUAAUAUUGAAGGAUAUUGUAAUUCACUAGUGCUGCCAGAGGAAUUGUUAAUAAAGCACCUUCUUUAACAAUAAAUGUCUUUUUCAGACUUAAGGAACUAUGUACUACUGUUAAUAUCUUGAAGAACAAAACACAUUGAACAUCCUUCCAGAAAGUCUUUGAGGGAGGACCUAUACCCAUAAUAGAAUUAUGGCACUCAUUUCUGACAGUGACCGUGAAGUCAAUCAUUUCCUUACUGUUGGAAGGACAUAUUGUAAAGUAUGUGGCUAUAUGCAGUCAAACUGCAGAAAAUACUCCUGAUUGAGGAGUUUUCACUUUACUACAGUAAUAUAAAAACCAGCAGUUUUUACACUAAAUUUUUUAAAGAAAGAAUAGACAAAAAUAUAGAAUUAAAACUUUGGUUCCAAAAUGGGAAAGUUCCAUGCUACAUAAAUCAUUUCUCAUUUACUUUAAAAUAUUUAAAAAUAAAAACUAUGGGAGACUUUAUUCGUUAACAAUGGGGUAAAGAGCUAUAUACAUGAAAUGAGUCAUAUAAAAUUAAAUGAAGUGCAAAUAAAAGCACUGCUACUAUAAGACAUUCUGGAAUGGUUGUUUAAUAGGGUAUUAUCCAUAUGAUCUGUAGCAAAUGUGAUUUUAUUUUUAAAAAGAAAAGCAGUAUGUUUUCUUACCUUUUAUUGUUCUCCUUUGCUUAAGCACUUCAUUAAUUGCUUUUUAUUCUGUAUCUGCGAAGUAAUCUGUAAUCUUCUUUGUUCUUUUAAAAUUUUGAUUUGUUAAAAAAUUGCCAAAUAGAAGUGUUCCAGAUAUAUAGUUUGUACCUGUAUUUUUUAUUUUAUUGCCUCAUGUUCUUGUAAGUCAUUCUUAAUUGACCGAUGAUUGUAGACCAUGCCUGAGUAUUUUUUCUAAUAAAACAAAAACAAAUCACAUUUAGCUUCAAAA